This is a messenger RNA of Daktulosphaira vitifoliae (grape phylloxera), 707 nucleotides long. RefSeq lists its product as uncharacterized. The transcript is spliced from 8 exons. The record is from RefSeq and is a predicted model, not a curated record. NCBI's taxonomy places the organism in Eukaryota, Metazoa, Arthropoda, Insecta, Hemiptera, Phylloxeridae. The coding region runs from base 1 to 528 and encodes 175 amino acids.
AUGAUCAGUUUGGAAUCAAGUAACACCAGUGCAUUUCAAAAAAUCCUAUCUUUUCCGGAUACACACCGAUCCCGAAGAGAUAUUAGAACUUAUCAAGAAUCAAGAAACACCAGUGCAUUUCAAAAAACCAUAUCUUUUCCGGAAACCAGCCGCACCAGACAAAAUACUAAAAACAGAUCUCUUCUGGAUGGUUGUUACUCACCAAUAAUUGAAGAUUAUCCGAAUUUAACUCCCAAAUAUAUAGACGAAUGUAAAACAAUAAAUGAUAGCCAUAAUUAUUAUGAUUCAAAUUUUUUGAUAGAAUUAUUAAAAAAGUAUUCAGAGGUUAACAAUAAAUUAAACGAAAAUGUACUUAAACAAAUUAAUAAUGAAAAAGCUAUAUUUUUUGGUCUAAAUGAUAUUUAUAAAUAUUUAAGUCUUCACAUUAAAGAAAAUUCUUCUUCUUCUACAUCAUCUCCUACUUCAUCUUCUACGUUUUCUUUAUCAAAAUUAUUUUCAUGCAGUAGUUCAAAAAACACAAUAGAUUAAAAACUAUUGUUAAGACAGCAAGUAACUCAAAAACGACACCAUGGAGUAUUAUGAAUUAGAAAUUAAUUUUAGUUAUUACAAUUAAAUUACAAGAUUAAUUAAACUAAAUAUAAAACAUUGUACUUAUAAUUAAAAAAAUGAUAAAUUUUAGUUUUGUGUAAAGAAUAAAAUUUAAAAAA